This is a messenger RNA of Papaver somniferum (opium poppy), 411 nucleotides long. RefSeq lists its product as uncharacterized. The transcript has a single exon. Lineage: Eukaryota; Viridiplantae; Streptophyta; Magnoliopsida; Ranunculales; Papaveraceae. The record is from RefSeq and is a predicted model, not a curated record. Bases 1 to 411 code for a protein of 136 amino acids.
AUGGAGAAGGCUUUUGAUCACAAUAAGUGGAAAACUUUAAUUUGCAUUCUGGAAAAGCAUGGGUUUGGCAGGAGAUGGAUUUCAACUGAGAAAUUUAAACCCUCAAAAGGAUUGAGACAAGAUGAUUCUUUAUCACCUUUCUUAUUUUUAUUAGUGGUGGAAGUUUUAUCCAAGUUAGUGAAUGAUGUUGUUAAUAGAGGACAGAUACAUGGGUUUCAAGUAAUGGAGGAAGGUUUGGUGAUUUCUCACUUACAGUUUACAGAUGAUACUCUGAUAUUCAUUAAUGCAGAUGUGGAGGAGAUGAGGAAGCUGCUUAUUAUCCUUAAUACUUUUGAAAUGCUUACAGGGUUGAAGUUGAAUUUGGAGAAGAGUUCUUUGAUUAGUGUUGGUGCUGAUGAGAUGAUUCAAUAG